AUGUCUCCUAAGGCUCUCAUCACUGGUGCUGCUCGAGGAAUUGGACGUGCCAUUGCUCUUCGCUUUGCUAGAGAUGGUCUCAAUGUUGCUGUCAAUGAUAUUGAAGCAAGCUCUUCAGAUCUCAGCAAGGUUCAACAAGAAAUCGAAAAAAUGGGUCGAAAAUCUGUUGCUCUUAUUGCUGAUGUUUCCAUCGAUAAAGCAGUCGAAACAAUGAUGCAAAAAGCUGCAAAAGAACUAGGGAGUUUAAACGUCGUAGUCGCUAAUGCAGGAAUUGUCCAAGUGAAACCAAUUCUUGAUAUUACUACAGAAGAUUGGGACAAGAUGUUUGCAACUAAUAUGCGAGGCACGGGAGGCAAAAUCAUUGGUGCCUGCAGUGUCGCCGGAUACACAUCAGCUCCAAUGAUGGGACAUUACUCUGCGACUAAAUGGGGUGUACGUGGCCUUACACAAGCUGCUGCCAUGGAAUGGGCUAAACACAAGAUUACAGUCAAUGCUUACUGUCCAGGUAAGUUUCAUUCCUUUUAUUAA
This is a messenger RNA of Rotaria sp. Silwood1, 528 nucleotides long. The record is from the annotation of a GenBank genome assembly. Lineage: Eukaryota; Metazoa; Rotifera; Eurotatoria; Philodinida; Philodinidae.